AUGGCGUCACCGCCGCCGCCGCCGCCGAAGCUUCCGAUCCCCGGUCGCCGCAACAUACUCAUCACCAGCGCUUUGCCCUAUGUCAACAACGUCCCGCACCUGGGGAACAUCAUCGGCUGCGUGCUCAGCGCCGACGUCUUCGCGCGGUACUGCCGGCUGCGAGGGUACAACGCCAUCUACAUAUGCGGCACCGACGAGUACGGGACGGCCACCGAGACCAAGGCCUUGGAGGAGAAGUGCUCACCCAAGGAGAUCUGCGACAAGUACCAUGUUAUCCAUGACGAGGUCUACAAGUGGUUCGACAUAAAGUUUGACAAGUUUGGGCGGACGUCCGCUCCUGAACAGACAGAAGUCUGCCAGGCAAUUUUCCAUAAAUUGAUGGAAAGCAAAUGGCUCACAGAGAACACCAUGCAGCAGCUUUAUUGUGACACGUGCGAGCGAUUCUUAGCCGAUAGGCUUGUGGAGGGGAAAUGUCCGACAGAAGGCUGUAACUAUGAAGCAGCAAGGGGUGAUCAAUGUGAAAACUGCAGCAAAUUGUUGAACCCAACUGAGUUAAUUGAUCCAAAGUGUAAGGUCUGUAAGAAUGCUCCACGUAUUCGUGACACAGAUCACUUAUUCCUGGAGCUUCCUCUAUUGAGUGAUAAGUUGGUAAACUAUAUUAACAACACUUCAGUAGCUGGUAUGUGGAGUCAAAAUGCUAUUCAAGCAACAAACGCAUGGUUGAAGGAAGGGUUAAAGCAACGCUGUAUCACCAGAGAUCUUAAAUGGGGAGUUCCUGUUCCACAUGAGAAGUAUAAAGACAAGGUGUUUUAUGUCUGGUUUGAUGCACCAAUUGGGUACAUAUCUAUCACAGCAUCAUAUACGCCUGAUUGGGAGAAGUGGUGGAAGGAUCCUGAUAAUGUAGAGUUGUUCCAGUUCAUGGGUAAAGAUAAUGUGCCAUUUCACACGGUCAUGUUCCCUUCAACACUACUGGGAACUGGUGAAAAUUGGACAAUGAUGAAGACCAUAAGUGUUACUGAAUAUUUGAACUAUGAAGCAGGAAAAUUUUCCAAGAGUCAUGGUAUUGGUGUCUUUGGCAAUGAUGCGAAGACUACUAAUAUUCCGUCUGAAGUAUGGCGAUACUACCUGCUUAUGAACCGCCCUGAGGUAUCAGAUACACUGUUCACUUGGGCUGAUUUACAAGCUAAAUUGAACAGAGGCGGAUACGACUCCAUCAUACCUGAUGCUCCUAAUGUGGAGUCACAUCCAUUGACCAAUGCACUUGCUGAAAAAACUAAUAAAUGGGUUGAACAAUAUCUUGAAGCAAUGGAGAAGGUUAAACUGAAACAAGGACUGAAGAGUGCGAUGGCGAUUUCUAGUGAUGGAAAUGCAUAUUUGCAAGAGAGCCAGUUUUGGAGGCUUUAUAAGGAAGAUCCAGCAACCUGUGCCAUCGUAAUGAAAACUUCAGUUGGUGUUGUCUAUCUCCUUGCCUGUCUGCUGGAGCCUUUUAUGCCUUCCUUUUCUAGAGAAGUGCUGCACCAAUUAAAUAUGUCCCCAGAUGAAGAUCUGUCAUUCUGUGAUGAUAAAGGAGAAACUGCCAAGGCAAAAAGACCCUGGGAUUUUAUAUCAGCGGGACAUAAAAUAGGGAAGCCAGUCCCUCUAUUUAAGGAACUGAAAGAUGAACAAGUCGAGGCGUUUAGGAUAAAAUUCGCUGGCAGCCAAGCUGAAAGGAUCUUGAAGGAACAAGCUGAAGCCGAGGCCAAGAAAGUUGCUGAAAAGCUCAAGGGCACAAAAUUAUCUGAGGGAAGUUCAAAGAAGAAACAAUCUGGUGGUUUGAAAUCAAAGACAGCAGAGGAAGUCUCAGUUGCCAAGCUGGAUAUUCGUGUAGGGCUUAUAAGAAAAGCAGAGAAGCAUCCAGAUGCUGAUUCACUUUACGUAGAAGAGAUCGAUGUUGGAGAAGAGGCACCAAGAACAGUGGUUAGCGGCCUUGUUAAAUUCAUCCCUCUUGAAGAAAUGCAGAACCGGAAAGUGUGUGUGCUCUGCAAUCUUAAACCGGUGGCAAUGCGCGGUAUAAAAUCACAUGCUAUGGUUUUGGCCGCAUCGAAUGAGGACCAUACAAAGGUUGAGUUGGUUGAGCCUCCAGAAUCCGCUGCUGUUGGGGAGAGGGUGACCUUUGCCGGGUUCUCUGGUGAGCCCGAGGCUUCUCUUAACGCCAAAAGCAAAACCUGGGAGAAGUUGUCCGCUGAUCUGCACAGCAACGGUGAGCUGGUGGCGUGCUACAAAGAUGUUCCAUUCACAACUUCGGCUGGAGUAUGCAAGGUCAAGACGAUAGCGAAUGGGGAGAUUCGCUAG
Molecule: messenger RNA, 2331 nt
Organism: Triticum turgidum subsp. durum (durum wheat)
Lineage: Eukaryota; Viridiplantae; Streptophyta; Magnoliopsida; Poales; Poaceae
Source: the annotation of a GenBank genome assembly